Messenger RNA from Suhomyces tanzawaensis NRRL Y-17324, 1783 nucleotides. RefSeq names its product phosphogluconate dehydrogenase (decarboxylating) (gene GND1). Gene Ontology annotation, biological process: pentose-phosphate shunt; pentose-phosphate shunt, oxidative branch. Bases 218 to 1702 code for a protein of 494 amino acids. The transcript is spliced from 2 exons. Gene Ontology annotation, cellular component: cytosol. The record is from RefSeq and is a predicted model, not a curated record. Gene Ontology annotation, molecular function: NADP binding; phosphogluconate dehydrogenase (decarboxylating) activity. Lineage: Eukaryota; Fungi; Ascomycota; Pichiomycetes; Serinales; Debaryomycetaceae.
AACGGGGUGGGGGACCCCAGCCCCAGUGGGGGAGUGUGCAUCGGCGUCCAUCCACAUUUGGUGUCAGAACAGUUGUCACCGCCGUAUUCCUGCAGCCACCGCCCAUAGGCCCCGAGCAUCCUGCAUGUGCGUCCGGCGAGCCCAACAGAUAUAUAAGCAGGCCGUUGGCAGGCGAAUGUGGAUUUUUUACCAACUAUUCUAUUAGUACUACACAAGAAUGUCUGCUCCAACUGGUGAUAUUGGUUUGAUUGGUUUGGCCGUCAUGGGUCAAAACUUGAUCUUGAACGCUGCCGACAACGGGUUUACUGUUGUUGCUUACAACAGAACCGUCUCAAAGGUCGACGAGUUCUUGGACAACGAAGCCAAGGGUAAGUCCAUCAUUGGUGCCCACUCCAUCGAGGAAUUGUGUGCCAACUUGAAGAGACCAAGAAGAAUCAUCAUCUUGGUCAAGGCCGGUGCCCCAGUCGAUGCUUUCAUUGACCAAUUGUUGCCACACUUGGAAAAGGGUGACAUCAUCAUUGACGGUGGUAACUCCCACUUCCCAGACUCUAACCGUCGUUUCGAAGAAUUGAAGAAGAAGGAUAUCCUCUUCGUCGGUUCCGGUGUUUCUGGUGGUGAAGAAGGUGCCCGUUACGGUCCAUCUUUGAUGCCAGGUGGUCACCCAGAUGCUUGGCCACACAUCAAGGACAUCUUCCAAUCCAUUGCCGCCAAGUCCGAUGGUGAACCAUGUUGUGACUGGGUUGGUGAUGCCGGAGCUGGUCACUACGUCAAGAUGGUCCACAACGGUAUUGAAUACGGUGACAUGCAAUUGAUCUGUGAAGCUUACGACUUGUUGAAGCGUGUCGGUAAGUUCACCAACAAGGAAAUCGGUGAUGUCUUCGCUCAAUGGAACAAGGGUGUUUUGGACUCCUUCCUUAUUGAAAUCACUAGAGAUAUCCUCUACUACAAUGACCCAACCGAUGGUAAGCCAUUGUUGGAAAAGAUCUUGGACACUGCCGGUCAAAAGGGUACUGGUAAGUGGACUGCUAUCAACGCCCUUGACUUGGGUAUGCCAGUCACCUUGAUUGGUGAAGCUGUCUUCGCCAGAUGUUUGUCUGCUCUCAAGGACGAAAGAGUUAGAGCUUCUACCUUGUUGGAAGGUCCAUCCGUCGAAGGUGAAUCUCCAAUCACCGACAGAAAGAAGUUCGUUGAUGACUUGGAACAAGCCUUGUACGCCUCCAAGAUUAUCUCUUACGCUCAAGGUUUUAUGUUGAUCAGAGAAGCUGCUAAGGAAUACAACUGGAAGUUGAACAACCCAGCUAUCGCUUUGAUGUGGAGAGGUGGUUGUAUCAUCAGAUCCGUUUUCCUUGGUGAAAUUACCUCUGCUUACAGAGAAACCCCUGACUUGGAAAACUUGUUGUUCCACCCAUUCUUCAAGGAUGCUAUUACCAACGCUCAAAAGGGUUGGAGAUCUACCAUUGGUAAGGCUGUUGAAUUUGGUGUCCCAGUUCCAGCUUUCACCACUGCUUUGUCUUUCUACGAUGGUUACAGAUCUGCUCAAUUGCCAGCUAACUUGUUGCAAGCCCAAAGAGAUUACUUCGGUGCUCACACCUUCAAGGUCUUGCCAGGUCAAGAAAACGACUUCUUGAAGAAGGAUGAUUGGAUCCACGUUAACUGGACUGGUAGAGGUGGUAAGAUUUCUGCCUCCACUUACGAUGCUUAAGCUAAUAGACAUCACCCUUCUGCCACGUUCAAAAGGUGUAUAGUGUUAACUCGAGUAAUAAAUUUAAAUACGAUUAAGUGU